Messenger RNA from Zychaea mexicana, 904 nucleotides. RefSeq lists its product as uncharacterized. Bases 110 to 805 code for a protein of 231 amino acids. NCBI's taxonomy places the organism in Eukaryota, Fungi, Mucoromycota, Mucoromycetes, Mucorales, Lichtheimiaceae. The record is from RefSeq and is a predicted model, not a curated record. The transcript is spliced from 5 exons.
GUUACACCACAGUCUGUCGUUUACCAUGCAUGCGAAGUCGGCUGGUGUUGUGUCCUUGACUUGCUUGAAAAAGCUUUUACCAAUUUAGCGUCCAUAACAUUACUUCAACAUGCCUGCUAGCAGGGUGUUUUGUUGUGUUCCUGUCCGAGUAGGCGCUCUCGCCAUUGCAUCUCUUCUUUGCGUUCUCUAUUUUGCUUCGAGCAUCGUCAUGUUGGUCAAAAGACAAGGUCUGAAAGACUGGGCGACAAUGGUCCAGGCAGUUGAUGUGCCGCUUACAGAUCAAGCUUUUGAUGGCGUAUACGCUGCACUGGUAGCCGUAUCGCUUACAUAUACCCUAUUGUCUGCCUAUGGUGUUGUAGCUAUAGUAUUGCGACGGCGCAAGUUGAUUCAAAUAUACCAUGUCACAAACUGGUUUUUCGUCCUUUUGAUCAUGACAGUAUCUUUAGCAUAUUGGUUCUACUUUAAAGUCAAGCGAGACGUGUACAUUAACGAUUGUCAAGAUUUACAGAACCAGGGCGUGACGCCAAAUGGUGAAAUCUAUACCCCAGUAGCCGUACCUGGGAAAAAUAUGAUUGCUGGAGGAAGUGACAAGAGCCACUGCAUCAGCCUAGUACAAACACUUGUCAUUGUUUCUGGUAUCGUUGUUUUUCUCGGGAACUUCAUCCAGUUGUAUUUAGCGAGCUGUAUCGGAACAUACGCCUCUAGUCUGAAUUGGGAGUAUUUGCAUCAGCGAUUACAAACGCAAGAUAUUGACGAGCUUGCUGAUCGCAAGGCAAGCAUCGAUAUUAGUGCGCGUACGAAUUGAUUUGUUUCGUUUUCCAAAUAUCUGAGAAUAGUUGUAAUACCGGUUACUUUUUCUUUUGAAAUACGUGUGAGAGUCAUAAAACGACAGCGGAGAUGAUGA